AUGGCGACAGUUGCCAAUGAGUUUUUCACUGCAUCCUUCUUCUCCGGCAAGAAGAAGGACUUCAUUGAUACGAGGGCACAAACGAACAAACAAACGUCUUACAUUACAAACAUGGCCAAUACACUGGAGGAACAACAAAGUCUACGGGAGUGUGAAAAUUACAUACAGUCGCAUGGCAUACAACGCGUACUCAAGGAUUGCAUUGUGCAGUUGUGUGUCAGCCGCCCCGAAAAUCCCAUACAAUUUUUAAGACAGUAUUUUCAAAAACUAGAAAAGGAACAAGUAAAACUUGAUUCCACCAAACAGGUAACCAGUCCCGAUGAUUGUGAAGAUCUCAGUCCAAUGCCACAAACAGCCGCCCCACCAGUACGACGACGUGGCGGUAUUUCCGCCGAACCAGUCAGUGAAGAAGACGCCACCAGCUAUGUGAAAAAGGUCGUACCCAAAGACUAUAAAACAAUGGCUGCCCUGUCCAAGGCCAUUGCCAAAAAUGUACUCUUUUCACAUUUGGACGAAAACGAACGUUCGGAUAUAUUUGAUGCCAUGUUCCCCGUAACACAUUUAAUGGGUGAAAAUAUCAUACAACAGGGUGAUGAAGGUGACAACUUCUAUGUAAUUGAUCAGGGUGAAGUUGAGGUUUUCGUCAAUUCCGAAAUGGUUACCACAAUCGGUGAGGGCGGUAGUUUCGGUGAAUUGGCCCUGAUUUAUGGUACACCCAGAGCAGCUACUGUACGUGCCAAAACUGAUGUCAAACUAUGGGGAAUUGAUCGUGAUUCAUAUCGUCGCAUUUUGAUGGGCUCAACCAUACGCAAACGUAAAAUGUACGAAGAAUUCCUGUCGCGUGUUUCGAUUUUGGAGAGUUUGGAUAAAUGGGAACGUUUGACUGUGGCUGAUGCUUUGGAAACUGUUACAUUUGAAGAUGGUGAAACAAUUGUUAAACAAGGUGAAGCUGGUGAUGACUUUUAUAUUAUUGUUGAAGGCUGUGCUGUUGUAUUACAAAUACGUGCUGAGCAAGGAGAUGAACCUGCUGAAGUUGGACGUUUAGGACCAAGUGAUUAUUUUGGCGAAAUUGCUUUGUUAUUGGAUAGACCACGUGCGGCUACCGUUGUUGCUAGAGGACCUUUAAAAUGUGUUAAAUUAGAUAGAGCGAGAUUUGAACGUGUAUUGGGACCCUGUGCAGAUAUUUUGAAACGCAACAUUACCCAAUAUAACAGCUUUGUUUCAUUGUCCGUUUAAAAACUUUUCAUACGGAAAUUACCACAACAACAAAAAAGAAAAUAAAUUAAAUAAUAUUUUGGAU
Molecule: messenger RNA, 1300 nt
Organism: Musca vetustissima
Lineage: Eukaryota; Metazoa; Arthropoda; Insecta; Diptera; Muscidae
Gene: Pka-R1
Product: cAMP-dependent protein kinase type I regulatory subunit
Exons: 8
Coding region: 1-1236 (411 amino acids)
Biological process (GO): regulation of protein phosphorylation
Cellular component (GO): cAMP-dependent protein kinase complex
Molecular function (GO): cAMP-dependent protein kinase regulator activity
Source: RefSeq, a predicted model, not a curated record